Molecule: messenger RNA, 2538 nt
Organism: Symsagittifera roscoffensis
Lineage: Eukaryota; Metazoa; Xenacoelomorpha; Acoela; Convolutidae
Product: potassium channel subfamily K member 1-like
Exons: 6
Coding region: 1452-2447 (331 amino acids)
Biological process (GO): stabilization of membrane potential; potassium ion transmembrane transport
Cellular component (GO): plasma membrane
Molecular function (GO): outward rectifier potassium channel activity; potassium ion leak channel activity
Source: RefSeq, a predicted model, not a curated record
UAUAAGACUUCGUCUCACUCUUUUAUUUUAGAAAAAAACUGAAUACAAAAACCGUUUAUUGAAGUUAGAAAGCGGCGGUUUGUUUUAAUUAAAAUGAUGAACAGAACAGAACUAACAUAUUGCCUCAAGUUAACGCCAUGCUAAACACCAUAUGUGAAAGAAUUUCAUUGAUGGCAUUGUGUUGAAAAUAAAAAAUACUCGUUUUGUUUUCCUUUGAAACUUUUCAGUUUCAGCCUUUAAAUUCUUCAUCGAUGGUCCUCGAUUUCAUUUUUCUGAAUUAUCUUCAGCCUACGCAGUGACAUUUAAACUUGUUACAUGCCUCGAUUUUUUAAAAAAAGACGACCAAUAAGUCCAUUUUCAUUUCAAACAACAAUUUUUAUUUAAUUUUCUGAUUUAUUAAUAAAAACAGAAUUACUUGGAAAAGUCCCCCCAAAAAAGUAAUUUAUUUGGAUAGCUGACGGACAUAGUUUAAAUAAUCUCAAAUUUAUUCAACUGGAUUAGCAUUUUGGCUUUCCUUUGAAACUGAUGUCGGUUGAGUUACAAUUUGAACCAAGGAAGAAGAAAGGAGAAGUUAAAUUGAAUCGGAUAUCAGUUUGAAGCUCCAUUUCAGUUUAACUCAGUUUUCGCAGCCAUUUUUGGCACGUCUGUUGAAAAAGUUCUCUGCGUAAUAAAAUCGAAAUCUGUUACCACCCACUAAUUCCACAGUGCAGAAUUUUUAAUAUCAAAUUUAAAAGGCCAGUUUUUCAGUUUUUAUGCGGACAUUUUUUUCUUUAAAUCCUUGAUGCAGUUAUCAGCAGUAAUUAAACUUUUUGAAAGCUUCAAAACUAUCUUAUUUUAGAAAUGAAACCAAGUUUUACAUUUUGUAUUUGUUAACUUUUGUUUCAUAUAGUUUAUGUUGUCUAUAGUUAAUUUUUUUAACCUGGUUUAGAAUUGGUGGUUUGCAUUUCUCAGAGCAUUUGGUGAUCUCGCCGAUUUUAAUAGCUAGAAACUCAACGACCAAAGAUAUUGAAGUUUUAUUUUGCAACCGCUACAUCUGAUUACAAUGUGAGAAACUGUCGAAUAACUUGAUUUUGAAUCCUUAGAUUUUCUUUAUGGUCACAAAGUCUUAUAACCUUACUCUUUGUUACACUUGUGACCUUAUUCAUAUCUCGACUUUGGCUCAGUUUUAUUGUCAACUAAAUUGAAUCUUAGAAUUGAAACAUUCAAUGCUCCUAUAUUUAUCAAAUUGAAGACAAUUUAAAGUUUUUCAAUUGAAAACAAUUGCCAGACACGCACGAAUAACUCGAUCCGAUCUACCCGAUUUGUUUCCGCAUCACAACGCCAGCGACAAUAAACUUCCAUCAAACAAGAUUCGGAUUACAAAAAAAAAUUACCACUGUGAUUUCACGCUGACUUCUUAGCAUCCGUGCAAUCUAGCGUGAGAAUCAGAGUGCAUUUGUCACUUUCCUAGCAUGAUGCAUUCGGGCGUGCGAAACUUCAUGUUAUUUGUGGUGCUCGUGGUGAUGUACUGCAUGUUCAUGACUCUGAGUGCGAUGGUGUUGAUAGAAGUCGAGAAGCCGUUUGAGGAUGACUGGAGGCAGAGGAUGAAUACUUUGAAGAGCAGAUUGAAUGAAUUGGAGUGUAUCACCUCUGACGACAUUGAGGAGUUGAUAUUGGAGGUGGAGAUUGGUCAACUGCAUGGGUUUUCCUCCUCUGGCGACAUGAACAAUGACAAUGGGUGGUCCUUCGGGGCAUCUCUCCUGUUCGCCACCAGCAUCGGAACGACAGUCGGUUAUGGCAACUUAGCCCCGGGAACAGUGACUGGGAAAGUGCUGACAGCGUUGCUGACUUCUGUCUCGGUGCCACUGACUCUGCUGUUGACAACUGUAAUGGUCAUCCGUCUCCUCAAGUUCACUCGAAAACUCAAGGCAUACUUAGAGAACAAACUUGGCAAUUCUUUGGGUCUGUUUCUGACCCGGUUCCUGCACUUAUUCAUCGUGUUCACGUGUGUGCUCUCGUUCUUCGUGUUCGUAGCUACCCUCGUGUUCCGAGAAACAGAGCCUUCUUGGAACAUGUUAGAGGCUCUCUACUUCAGCAUAGUGUCUGUGUCCACGGUGGGAUUGGGGGACUACGUGCCUGGAUCCCAAGUGUACGGGGGUUGGAGGGAGCUCUACCUCGUGUUCUGCUCAGCAUUUCUUAUUGUGGGCGUGGUGUUUGCCCUGUUGGUUCUCGAAACCCUCUACGAGAUCCCUGAACUGGGCAUCCACGUGUACCUCCUCCCGACAGACGAGGACGAGAGCGUCUCUGGCCAAAACGACUUCGUGGACCGACUCGACAGCGACAAAGUGCCGAAUAAAAGUAACCCUACAGUUAAUUCUACGAAUAUGAUGAGUCACGGCGAUGGGGGAAAAGCGACUGAGAGGUUGAUCGGCAGUGAUAGUUCCAAGCCAUCAUAUGGUGUCAAGUAACUCAACAUAGCGCAUUUAAUAAAAGUUGGUAGUAAUUGUUUACGAGAUUAUAACGAAAUUUUUGUACUUUUUUUGACCACUUAAUGAAAAA